UAGACUGCUAGUCCUCUGCAACCCUACACAAUAAUUCUGUAACUUGGAAAAUAAAGAAGCGAUAUGUCUGCACCCCAAGUGUUCUCCCUUUCGCAGGGACCGAUCACCAGUCACGCGUUCAACGCCGACCGCUCGCAGGUAUGCGUGAGCUUGAACUCCAACGAGGCUCAAGUCAUGUCCUAUGACGGAAAAGCAUGGAACACUACCGAAACCCUCACAGAGCACGACAAGCUCAUCACCUCUAUCGAUUGGGCGCCUCACUCGAACCGCAUCGUCACCUGCUCACAGGAUCGAAAUGCAUAUGUCUGGACACAGGUGCAAGAUGCACAGACCGGAGAGCUGAUUUGGAAACCGACUCUUGUCUUGUUGCGCAUCAACCGUGCGGCGACUUUCGUCAAGUGGAGUCCGAACGAGGACAAGUUCGCGGUUGCGAGCGGUGCUCGCGCUAUUGCGGUCUGUUCGUUCGAUGAGGAAAACAACUGGUGGGUUUCCCGUCAUUUGAAGAAGCCCAUUCGUUCCACUGUGCUCUCUAUCGACUGGCACCCCAAUAACGUACUCCUCGCCGCAGGAAGCGCGGACAUGAAGGCACGAGUCUUCUCUGCGUUCAUCAAGGACGUGGAUAAACGCCCUGGACCAUCUGUUUGGGGUGACAAGCUGCCCUUCAAUACCAUUUGCGGCGAAUAUGCGAGCCCUAAUGGCGGUUGGGUGCACAACGUCGCCUUUUCCCCUUCCGGAGACGCGAUGGCGUUUGUCAGCCACGACUCCUCCAUCUCCGUCGUCUAUCCCGGCGGAGCUGGAAUGAUAACGAUCAAGACGACUAUCCUCCCCUACGUGGCGCUUACCUGGACUUCCGAGGAGUCCAUCGUUACGGCAGGGCAUGACUGCCAACCGCAUGUCUUCCACGGGUCCCAGGCCGGCUGGUCCAUGGUUGGCUCCCUUGACAGCUCCAAGGGCGCCCAGCGACAGGCUGGCUCGCGAAACCAGAUUGAAGCUUUCAACCGAUUCCGUGCGGCAGACACAAGGGGCUCGCAGAGCGAGGAGGAUACCGAGCUUCUCCCAACCGUGCAUCAGAACACGAUCACAAGCGUGCGCACGUUUGAUGCCACGAGGGUCAGCACGAGCGGUGUCGAUGGUAGGCUCGUUAUUUGGGAUGCUAACGCCGUUGGACAGCCUGUGGGGAACCUGGUCGGUAAGAUGGUGGGAAUGAGGGUGUAGAUAUUUGCACUGAAUUCAGUUGAUUGAUAAUGGCGAUAUCAUUCCUUUCAU
This is a messenger RNA of Dacryopinax primogenitus, 1266 nucleotides long. Its product is annotated as actin-related protein 2/3 complex subunit 1. Gene Ontology annotation, cellular component: actin cytoskeleton; Arp2/3 protein complex. NCBI's taxonomy places the organism in Eukaryota, Fungi, Basidiomycota, Dacrymycetes, Dacrymycetales, Dacrymycetaceae. Gene Ontology annotation, molecular function: actin filament binding. The coding region runs from base 64 to 1215 and encodes 383 amino acids. Gene Ontology annotation, biological process: Arp2/3 complex-mediated actin nucleation. The record is from RefSeq and is a predicted model, not a curated record. The transcript has 3 exons.